AUGGGCGUUGAGCCAAACAAAGACUUUGUGAUACAGAGGAAUUCGCUCGCAGCGAUCCGAUACUUUUUCCAAAACUUCUUCGCUGGUCGAGCGCGGCUCGAUCUUUUCGGUUUUACUUUCACUCCUGACAGCAAGCAAUAUAAAUACGCGACGGCAGAUUUGAUGCAGUUCAUCACACUUGCGAACAUGACGGGUUGCGCCGUUGGAACUAUCAAUAAAAUGCACUGUGCUAUGGAUAAUGUUGCUCAGGCUAUGUCAAAGGCUAUUCGGGAUAAUGCCUCGCCUUCAAACGUCACUACUGCUGGACAGGCAAUGUCCGCCAGGACACACAUUUCCAUUCAUUGGCAGGGGAUCAUUCUUCUGGUGUUGGUGUGGCUGUUAGGCCUUGUCACGUUGAUAGGCACUGUUUGGAAGACCCGCACAGCUAGGAUUCCCACUUGGAAGAAUGAGACGAUGCCGCUCUUAUCUUUAUAUAGGAAUGGUCAGAAUGAGAAGCCAGAGAGUGAUCAAGUGAUGAAGAACGAGAUGGUGAUGUUAUAUCAAAGUGAAGGCAAAAUGGUGCUGUCUGGUUAG
Messenger RNA from Penicillium crustosum, 573 nucleotides. RefSeq lists its product as uncharacterized. The transcript has a single exon. Lineage: Eukaryota; Fungi; Ascomycota; Eurotiomycetes; Eurotiales; Aspergillaceae. Bases 1 to 573 code for a protein of 190 amino acids. The record is from RefSeq and is a predicted model, not a curated record.